AUGAGUCAAAAUAGCAGAGCAUUCGAAAAUGCUCGUCGACCUUUCCGUACCAAAAAUUUGAUCACGGCAUUGGGAUUAGGUGGACUCGCUCUUGGUACAUUCGCAUACUCUAUCUAUAAAGUGCACCAAGAUACCCUUGAAGAUGUUGUAAUGACUCCAGAAAUCCGUGAAAAGAUUGAGCGCGAACGGAAACAGUCUCAAGAACUGCAAGACCAGAGUUCAAUGAAAAAUCCUCCAACUUAA
Schizosaccharomyces osmophilus is the source of this 243-nucleotide messenger RNA. RefSeq names its product cytochrome c oxidase assembly protein Coa3 (gene coa3). Gene Ontology annotation, biological process: mitochondrial respiratory chain complex IV assembly. Bases 1 to 243 code for a protein of 80 amino acids. NCBI's taxonomy places the organism in Eukaryota, Fungi, Ascomycota, Schizosaccharomycetes, Schizosaccharomycetales, Schizosaccharomycetaceae. The transcript has a single exon. Gene Ontology annotation, cellular component: mitochondrial inner membrane. The record is from RefSeq and is a predicted model, not a curated record.